Molecule: messenger RNA, 14559 nt
Organism: Lymnaea stagnalis (great pond snail)
Lineage: Eukaryota; Metazoa; Mollusca; Gastropoda; Lymnaeidae
Source: the annotation of a GenBank genome assembly
CUGAGUUGAUGGACAAGAUUGUAAUGAACUAAAAAAGAAAACUCUAGUUACACUGAACACUUGCUUCGUGUCUGUUACUAAUCAACUUAUUUGAGUAGGCUAUAGAGAAAGACAGUCUCAGUUCCAAAACAGGUGAGUAUACGGUAUAUUUAAGCUAUCCAUUUAAAAUAAAUACAUUUUCUGGUUGAAUUAAUAUUCAGGUUCAUUGAUUAAAUGUUUAUUUGAUAGUCAGUCGAUGGUCGACCAUGACCAUUCUAAAUAACGGCCUGUUGCCGGUGCUGGGUCUAUAUGUGGGUGCGCACAUGUCUGAUCAAGCCAAUUCUGGCAAACAAAGUUCUGGUGCAUAAAGUGCAGGGGGUGGAUGGGACAACUCCAGGUACAUAAUUUGAUAUGGCUUUUCUGGCUUGUCUGUUGCUUUUUGUAGCAGCUGUUCUGUCAGCCUCAUGUUGCAUUGAGCCACUAUGUAUUAAGGAGCAUCAACAGUCUCGAUUCUUUGAGGACUUUUCCCAUAUGUCCGGGUCAAUUUAUCCGGGACAAAAUCCUGCAAAUUAGCAUGUAAUAGCAGCCCCAUUGAGGUGAAUUCUUUGGGCAUCCAUCUUUGCCCAUGAUCUUCCAGAGACCUUUUCUGCUGACAGUGUCGAAAGCAUUGAUGAUAGGUCCACAUAGGUGGAGUAAAGUCAAAAUUUAUUCCUGACACCUUUCUUGCAGAUGUCUGGCAGCGAACACAAUUUUGAUAUUUGCCAUCUGUUUGCGAAAACCACAUUGACUUCUGGAAGUAGAUCCUUCUCAAGAUGCAAAUUGGAACAGUUUAGAGGAAUUCUAGCUAGUAUCGUGCCUGCAAUUGAGAGCAAAGAUAUAACACGGUAGUUGUCACAGGCUUGAUGGCUUCGUUGACGUUUUAACAAGUGGACAAUGGCUCGGCCUCAAAAUCUUGUGGUAUUUUCUCUGGGAAGACUUUCAAACAAAGCUGUACCACCUAACUUGUAAAUUUUAGCUGGGAAGGAGUCCUAGCCCGGAGCUUUGCCUCCCGAGAGAAGGCAUAGUUAGUUAAAUCUCAUUUACAGUUGGAAAGUCUUCCUUUCUUUGGUUGAUGGGUACCUGAGGGUUUCGAUGUAUGGCUUCUUCGUCGACAAGAUGAAGGCCGAGUUAAGAUGCUCUCAAAGUGCUCUGACUAGCUUCCGAUAUUUUUGUUUUCACUCCCAGUAAUCAGAGUUUUCUCCCCAGCACACAGAAGUCGGGAUGACGCUAAUUAGGUGGGGCUAAAGAAUUCUUUGCGAGCAAAGGAAGAUAUUUCUUAGAUCGUGUCUGUGAGCAUGUCCCAGGAUCGUCUCAGCCCUGUCACUCAACUAUUCACCCUGCAUUUGACCUAGUUUUUGCUGCACCGUACUUCUUUUGUUGUUGUAUGCGUCUUUCCUUGGAUUAGAAAUAGGAGUUUUAAGAUAGGAGCUGUGAAGACGGUGUUUUCCUCCAACAGCUGCUUGAUAACGUUAUAGUUUUCAUCCAACCAUGGCUGCAAACUCGUUCAGGGGGUUGCCGUAAAUCAAUGCUGAACAUUUACAUGAACCGCCUAUGUGCAUAUUUGUGGCUAAGGCUUUCAUUUUACGCACUGAUUUAUAAACAUGUAUCCUUGAAGAGCCUGCGAUCUUCAACACAGUACUUACAGAGAGUUCCUAGUAUGGAUGAACCCAGAAACAAGUCUUACUGAGAGCGCUCUUUUGAAGUGAUAGCGCCAAAAUUAUGGAACAGUUUGCCUCAAUCUUUGAGGGGAAUUGAAACUGAUAAUAAAAUCAUUUAAGAAACAUUUAAAAACUUUUUUGUUUCAAUAGAAAUCGGAAAACCAGAGCGCUAUGGGCAGUGAGCAAUGAGCAUGCUAAAGUGGCAUGGAUACCAGCGCGAUAUACAUGUCAAAUCAAUCAAUCACUGAGCCACCUAUGCCCAUGUUUAUGACUAAGGAUUCAAGUGUACCAACAACUGUCGCUUCGCCGCAGGACUUUGUAGAUGAUGAAAAUAAAAAGGAACAUAAUGAGAUGGAUGAUCAUUUAGAUCGACUUGCGCAUUGACGUGGGUUUAAGUAAGGAAGACUUGCGUCAAACUCAUGCUCUCGUCCAACGUCAUCUGCGUCCAGCAGGAAGAGUUGCGUCAAACUCAUGCUCUAGUCCAACGUCAUCUGCGUCCAGCAGGAAGAGUUGCGUCAAACUCAUGCUCUCGUCCAACGUCAUCUGCGUCCAGCAGGAAGAGUUGCGUCAAACUCACUCUCUCGUCCAACGUCAUCUGCGUCCAGCAGGAAGAGUUGCGUCAAACUCAUUCUCUCGUCCAACGUCAUCUGCGUCCAGCAGGAAGAGUUGCGUCAAACUCACUCUCUCGUCCAACGUCAUCUGCGUCCAGCAGGAAGAGUUGCGUCAAACUCACUCUCUCGUCCAACGUCAUCUGCGUCCAGCAGGAAGAUAAGGUCGAGACACAAGGGAACGGGAUUGGGUGCUUUGAAUGACCAUGAUGUUUUAUGCGUCUUGCCAUGCUCUGAGCUAAGCAUAUCACAAUGUUGUCUCCACUUUUCUGCCCGAUGACCAAUGAGCGGAUCUUCCGGAUGCAGUCUUCACAUACUUCGGGGGACAAACCAUUGAUUACCGAGUACUUGAAGUCGUUCUGAUACUCACUUCCUCGUUUUGCAGACUAGUCGAAACUGUUAUCCGUUGUGUGGCCAAAGUUCAUGCUCAUGCUUCUUGGUGCCACAGGGGAGCGUUGAGACAAAAAAUUUAUUAGCUAUUACAGGUGAGAGUUGAGUCCAUGUUGAGACCAACCAUGUAUUAGCUAAAUCACAGGUGAGAGUUGAGUCCCAUGUUGAGACCAACCAUGUAUUAGCUAAAUCACAAGGGAGAGUUGAGCCCCAUGUUGAGACCAUCCAUGUAUUAGCUAAAUCACAGGUGAGAGUUGAGCCCCAUGUUGAGACCAACCAUGUAUUAGCUAAAUCACAGGUGAGAAUUGAGCCCCAUGUUGAGACCAACCAUGUAUUAGCUAAAUCACAAGGGAGAUUUGAGCCCCAUGUUGAGACCAACCAUGUAUUAGCUAAAUCACAGGUGAGAGUUGAGCCCCAUGUUGAGACCAACCAUGUAUUAGCUAAAUCACAGGUGAGAGUUGAGUCCCAUGUUGAGACCAACCAUGUAUUAGCUAAAUCACAAGGGAGAGUUGAGCCCCAUGUUGAGACCAUCCAUGUAUUAGCUAAAUCACAGGUGAGAGUUGAGCCCCAUGUUGAGACCAACCAUGUAUUAGCUAAAUCACAGGUGAGAAUUGAGCCCCAUGUUGAGACCAACCAUGUAUUAGCUAAAUCACAAGGGAGAGUUGAGCCCCAUGUUGAGACCAACCAUGUAUUAGCUAAAUCACAGGUGAGAGUUGAGCCCCAUGUUGAGACCAACCAUGUAUUAGCUUAAUCACAGGUGAGAGUUGAGCCCCAUGUUGAGACCAACCAUGUAUUAGCUAAAUCACGGGUGAGAAUUGAGCACCAUGUUUGGACAAACGAUUAUUAGCUGAUGAGAGAGCUGAACCCUAUGUUGGGACCAACCAUUGAUUAGCAACCUCACAGGUGAGAGCUGAACCCUAUGUUGGGAAAAACCAUUGAUUAGCAACCUCACAGGUGAGAGCUGAACCCUAUGUUGGGAAAAACCAUUGAUUAGCAACCUCACAGGUGAGAGCUGAACCCUAUGUUGGGACCAACCAUUGAUUAGCAACCUCACAGGUGAGAGCCGAACCCUAUGUUGGGACCAACCAUUGAUUAGCAACCUCACAGGUGAGAGCUGAACCCUAUGUUGGGACCAACCAUUGAUUAGCAACCUCACAGGUGAGAGCUGAACCCUAUGUUGGGACGAACCAUUGAUGAGCUGCCUGACAGGUGAGAGCUGAACCCUAUGUUGGGAUCAACCAUUGUUUAGCAACCUCACAGGUGAGAGCUGAACCCUAUGUUGGGACCAACCAUUGAUUAGCAGCCUGACAGGUGAGAGCUGAACCCUAUGUUGGGACCAACCAUUAAUUAGCAACCUCACAGGUGAGAGCUGAACCCUAUGUUGGGACCAACCAUUGAUUAGCCACCUCACAGGUCAGAGCUGAGCGCCAUGUUGAGACCAAUCAUUUAUUAGCUACCUCACUGGUGAGAGCUGAGCUCCAUGUUGGGACGAACCAUUGUUUAGAUACCUCGGAGGUGAAAGUUAAGCACUAUGUUAUGACCAACCAUUGAUUAGCUACCUCACAGGUGACAGCUGAGCAUCAUGUUGGGACCAACCAUUUAUUAGCUACCCCUAGGGAUACGACUUCUAUGCGAUCAGAGUUACUCCCCCUCCAUAAAAUCCCCCACAAUCCCCCAUUUUUCUUCUUGAGUUAUAUAAUCACGUGAUUAGCUGAACACCCUUUCUCUCUCUCUCUCUCUCUCUCUCUCUCUCUCUCUCUCUCUAUCUCUCUCUCUCUCUCUCUCUCUCUCUCUUUCUCUCUUCCUCGCUAUCCACCCUCCUUUCAAACUAAAUUUUCUUCUUGUGUUAUAUAUUCACGUGAUUAUCUGCACACCCUCUCUCUCUCUCUCUCUCUCUCUCUCUCUCUCUCUCUCUCUCUAUCUCUCUCUCUCUCUCUCUCUCUCUCUCUCUUUCUCUCUUCCUCGCUAUCCACCCUCCUUUCAAACUAAAGAUUACAUUUUUAUCUGGUAGCCGUAAAUUUGACCGCAAGAAAUUUGAUUGACGGUAAAUUGAUCUAUGGACAUUUGAUCGAACGGGAAUUGGGUAGAAUAUUUUUUUAGUUCACACGUUAAAAUUUUCGUCAAAUUUCUUUUUGAACGCACUAUACUAUGUAAUAAAACAAAAUAAUGCUUUCAAGCAGAAAUUUAAAGGAAAAUUUUAACGUAAAAACUGAAAAAGAAACAUAUUCGACAAAAUUACCGUUCGAUCAAAAUACCGUCAAUCAAUUUACUGUCGACUUAAUUUAUUUCGAUUAAAUUUCAGAAUAUGAUUAUAUCCAUUGUAUCUAAUCUCUGUUAAUUAAAAAAAAAGAAAGAUAUAUCAGUGUAAGAAAAUGUUUUUAAUUAUUAAAAAGGGAUUAAUUUUGCCAUAAAAUGACGUCAUGAAAAUUAUAAUUUAAUUCAAAUGAAUGAAACAUGUAUUUCUUGUAUUUUUAGCAAAAACUGCAGACGCAGAAAAAAAGUUAAGGAUAGUCGUAAAAAUAAAAUCAUAAGAAAAAGCCAAUGAUCAAUACAAGCGAAAUAUUUUUAUUUCAUUCAAUUAGCUAGUGUUCAAGACAAGGCAAAUAUACUUAUGUAUUUUCAUUAGUCGCUACACAUUUAAUUAAUUGGUAGUAUUUUGUUUUCCGAUUAGAUCUAAUUCUAUAGUUAGAAUUUUUAAAAAAAUAUUGUCUAAUGUACUGUGUAAAUCUAAUGGAUUAUUUAUUUUAGCAUUGAGUAUAUAUUGAACCUGUGUAUCUAUCUACAUAUGCACCAGACAUCCAGACAUAUACACCAGACAUCCAGACAUAUACACCAGACACAAGGAUUGCGUUUCUAUUUUAAUUAUGUGUCCCCAUAUACAUCAGACAUUUAACAUUGAUGAGCCAUAGUACAUAUGCAUCCACAUAUACGCCCAGGCAUUAAGCUUUGAUGAGCUAUAAUAAAUAUGUAUCUACAUAUACUCCAGACAUUUAGCAUUGAGUAGCUGUUGUAAAUAUGUAUCUACAUAUACUCCAGACAUUUAGCAUCGAGUAGUUAUUGUAAAUAUGUAUCGACAUAAACAACAGACAUUUAGCAUUGAGUAUCUAUUGUACAUUUGUAAGCUUACCAGAUUUUCUGGCAGCGAAGUACGGACUCAAAGACACAGAGCAACCGUAGGCAUAGCAGCAGGGGGGGGGGGUUGAGUGACGGGGUGGGUAAGGUUUCGUGCAUGAUGUUUAAUAUCCUUUUUGUACAUAAGUUUAUUACAAACUAUAGUGAAUAUUUUGUAGACUCAUGAAUAGCUUUUAAUUUUGUUUCCCAUUCUCAAAAAGCAUUUAAACAAACUGAGGACUGGCCCAUAUCAAAGAUAUGCUGACAAUCAAAAUAGCUCUAAGUGGUUACUUUCAGGACGAUUUCUCAGGCGUCCCAACAUUGUUUCCCUGAGAGAAAGCUUACUCCAUGGGUGCCAUUUGUGCCGGGAAGGCUAAAUGAAAACCCAAGCAGUGGUGGAAAAGUUACAGAGGGUACAUCAUUUGCAUUAAAAUGAUGAAGAAUAUUUUCACCCAUUUUUGAUCUACAAAAAAGUUUUUCGAGUUACAUUGUUCCAGCUCAGUAGGUGACAGAAAAUUACUUCACAUAAAUUAGCUCAUAAAAGAUAUCGCUAUCAAAAAUUUUUCUCUGGGAAGAGUUCAUUUAUAGUAUUAAGUAGGUUAACGAGACAUGUCCCUCGCGAUGGCGCUGAAACUUUUUAUUCAUUUGGCCUUGCGGAGUAAUAAGAUAAUAAGUAAUAAGAUAAGCCAUAUAGAAAUAAGGCUAGCAAGUUGUCGCUUCCGAAAAUACGGAAAACCAGAAUGGAAAGACGAGUGGAAAGUAUGGACAAAUACGAACGCAAAAUUAGGCCGGACAAGGGGGUCGAAAAUACAAACUGUCCGUACUAAAUAUGGACAUUUGGUCAACCUAACAUAUACAUCUACAUAUACAUCAGAUAUUAAGGCUUCACAAUAGGAAAGGUUUGAUAUUAGCAUGCUAUGUUUAUGUGUUUUAAAAUGUGAGUAUGAUCAAUUUCAAAUCAUUAAUUCAACAAGACAAAAAUGCUGUUCACAAAAACAAUUAGUACAAAAUAAUGAAAUAAUUGAUAUGGAAAACAAGAAAUAGCGCAGUAAACUGUUAUUUUAUUAAAAUGCAUUACAUAUUAUUGACACACGUGCACUACACGUUAUUGACACACGUGCACUACACAUUAUUGACACACGUGCACUACACAUUAUUGACACACGUGCACUACACAUUAUUGACACACGUGCACUACACAUUAUUGACAAACGUGCACUACACAUUAUUGACACACCUGCACUACACAUUAUUGACACACGUGCACUACACAUUAUUGACACACGUGCACUACACAUUAUUGACACACGUGCACUACACAUUAUUGACACACGUGCACUACACAUUAUUGACACACCUGCACUACACAUUAUUGACACUCGUGCACUACACAUUAUUGACACACGUGCACUACACAUUAUUGACACACGUGCACUACACAUUAUUGACACACGUGCACUACACAUUAUUGACACACCUGCACUACACAUUAUUGACACACGUGCACUACACAUUAUUGACACACGUGCACUACACAUUAUUGACACACGUGCACUACACAUUAUUGACACACGUGCACUACACAUUAUUGACACACGUGCACUACACAUUAUUGACACACGUGCACUACACAUUAUUGACAAACGUGCACUACACAUUAUUGACACACCUGCACUACACAUUAUUGACACUCGUGCACUACACAUUAUUGACACACGUGCACUACACAUUAUUGACACACGUGCACUACACAUUAUUGACAUACGUGCACUACACAUUAUUGACACACCUGCACUACACAUUAUUGACACACGUGCACUACACAUUAUUGACACACGUGCACUACACAUUAUUGACACACGUGCACUACACAUUAUUGACACACGUGCACUACACAUUAUUGACACACCUGCACUACAUAUUAUUGACACACGUGCACUACAUAUUAUUGAGACACGUGACACAUUUGAGACCUUAAACGGCCUACCUUCUCAUUAAUUUGUUUGUGUUAAAAAUUAUUUUUGGCUGACUCACUGUUCUUUAAGUUUUAUUUUAAACUCAUUGAUAUUGUUCGUGGCUGGCUAACUGGCUGGCGGAUUGGCUGGCUGGCUAAAUUGCUGGUUGGUUGGCUGGCUUUACCAUCUCCAAUUCUCCAAAAUAACCCCUUUUAACAGAGGUGGAUAUGAAGGAAGCAUGAUCACACUGAUUUCACGAAAGGAAAUUGCCAAUCAAUGCGCUUAAUGAGAUUCGUAAAAAUAUCUCAACUGCAAUUAGAGCGUAAUCUUUUUUUUUGUUGUUUUUCUGAAAUAGUGUGUUAACUAAAUCUCCUGUGUGGAAGCGGGUGGGUCUUUAGAAUAUUAAUAUGGUUCAGGGGCGUGGGAAAUUGUGCGUUUGUGAGCUUAAAGGGGGGGGGGUGGGCGAUGGGGCACUAAUUUGGGAUUCUUAUAAAGUGCAUUACUUGAAUGCAUGUUUUAUAAAAUUUUCAGAUGAAACCCUUUGCUCAAUGUUACAUUUGAUAAAGGAUUUUCAGGAAAGAGUUUAAUUUUAAGAGUUGUUUAAUUGAAAUUUAAAAAAAAAAAUGAUUGAAAUGUAAAGGUGAUGUAGCAUUAAUUCUUCUUUCCAGACAGUCGCCAUGGGAAGGAAAUAUGUGCAAUUCCUUUUAUUUCUUACAUUUAUAAGUCUUCAUGUGGAGAGAAGCGGUAAGUGCAAGUGUGGCUAACAAUGGAAUUUCUAUGUAAACUAAUUGGACGGUGGUUAUAUUUAAAAUAUCCAAGGAAGUCAUCGAAAAAAACAACUCCACUUAUUUGUUUGAAUAUGGAUUUCUUUUUGCUUUGUUUGCUAGUUUGUAUGAAACUCUUUGUGUGUAUUGAAACCUGUUUGUGACAAUACAUUAAACAUAUUUUUAUAAUUUUUAAAAUAGAUGUUUUUAUUCAUCCUUAGAGGAGUACAAUUAAAAAAAAAUAAUAUCGUUGCAAAAGAUAAGGUUUUAAAAUAUAAAUAUGCUUUGGAAAAUAACAAAAUGUUGUUGAAUUUUGUGUAGUUCAUAAUCGUAGAAAUUAUAUCUUUUUAAUGAGAUUCUUUUUAAAAAAAAGAUUUGGAUUACGUGAAAAAGAGUAAUUAACGAUAAUGUUAUACCAAUAUAUAUUGAUUGAGAAAGAUAGAUUAACAGAGGGUUUUAAUCAUUUCAAGUGACUUUAGUGACAUGCAAGUGGAAGGAUUCCGUUCCGUCUGGUGGCCAAUGUUUUCUUUUCAACAGCACGCAACUUUCCUAUUCUGCUGCCCAGGUAAUUAUGUCGGUAUUUUUGUAUACUAAAUCUGUGUUCUGAUAAAGGUCAUUGCAUAUUUUACUGGGCAGGAAGAUAAUUAUAAAACAUUAUUGUAGCCCUUGAGACGUAACUAUUGAACAAUUAUAUGAGGUAUCGACUUCUAUGAAAUAGUAGAGUGAGGUAAGUUGUAUCUUGAUUCAAAAGACAGGACAUUAAGAUUUGAACGUUUCGGCCUUUGAUUCAAACUUCCACACAACUAAUUCGACUAUUUCCUUCACAGAGCUAGAACACAGUCGUUCUUUUAGCAUCGACAUCAGUGUUUUUUUGGUAAAGGCGAUUUGAGUUGAAUAAAAUUUAAAAUUAAAAAAAGAUAUCACGAGAAGGUUGUGAAUUAUUAGCAAGUAGACUAGACUCUAUACUUAAGAGGAUUGUUAAUGCUUAGCUAGUAGGCUGUGAUGUCUCCACUCAUAAGGGUUGUUAAUGCUUAGCUAGUAGGCUGUGAUGUCUCCACUCAUAAGGGUUGUUAAUGCUUAGCUAGUAGGCUGUGAUGUCUCCACUCAUAAGGGUUGUUAAUGCUUAGCUAGUAGGCUGUGAUGUCUCCACUCAUAAGGGUUGUUAAUGCAGUAGACUGUAGUAUUCUUACUUUAGAUGGUUGAGUUAACAUUUUUUCUUCACUUUUUCAUAGCUCUAUAAUAGUUAUCCUAGUUGUCUGAGUUGUGUUAGUUAUCUUCGCUUAGCUCUAUAAUAGUUAUCCUAGUUGUCUGAGUUGUGUUAGUUAUCUUCGCUAUUUGCGCCACCUUCACUAUCGUUUACGCUAUUUGCGCCACCUUCACUAUCGUUUACGCUAUUUGUGCUAUCGGUGCUCUCUUCACGAUGAAAUUUAAAAAGGAGUAAACAAAAAAAAGUAUUGGGAAACAUUCCAAUGAACUCAACAUUUAUGAAUUCUGAAGCCUCAUAAAUUAUUUAAUCAAAAUAUAAACUAUAAAUACACUAUAAAAUAUGUCAACAUCAGGGUGAAUGUCAUGCAAAAGGUGGAGUUCUGGCAAAAGUGACAAAAUUAAGCCAGAUCAUUGCUACAAGUGCGAUACCACAAAAGGGUAAGUCAUAGAGUAUAAGGAGUUGAAUUGUCAUUUCAAUUUUUGUAAGCGUUUCAAGUCUGUUCCAUUUAAAUUAUUCGUGUUCAAACUUUUAUAUCAUUUACUUCUCUAACUUUAAAUUUGACUUAGCCUUUUUGUCUCAUUUGCUUCUAUAAGUUUUAAAAUGACCUACAAUACUUGUAUACAUUUUCUGUCAUAAUAUACUUCUCUAAAUUUCAACUUGACCUGCGUUAUUUGACUAACUUUUCUGUCAUAUACUCUCUAAGUUUCAACUUGAACUGCAUUAUUUAUCUCAACUGCUUCUCUAAGUUUCAACCUACUUAAUUUAUUUGACCCAUCUGCUCAUCUAAGUUUCAUCUUGAUCUAAGUUAUUUGACAAAAUCCCCACCAACUUUAAAAUAUUACAACUGAAUGAUCAAUCUUUGUCUGAAUAAUAAUUACCACGAUACACGAAUUGUUCUCUCUGCUGACCCUGACGACAUUGAUGACCUUACACCAAUGACAAAAGCCAGAUAUUUCUCAAGUUUCAAUAGAAAUGGUUUAAAACAAAGCAAAAUAGACGUUCCAACAUUGCCACUAUCUUCGGCUAUUGCCAUCUAUCCCCAAACAUUAGACAAGACAACAUUCAAAUAAACUAUUGUGUCAGAACUCUCUAAGGCAUCUAUAUAUAUCACACACACACACACACACACACACACACACACACACACACGCACACGCACAUGCACACACGCACACUCACACACACACACACACAGCCUCUCAGCUCUACUUCCUGCCCCAUCGGUUGUGUGUUGACUUAUGAAGAUAGUUUAACAAUUAACCCAUAACAUAAGAUUAUUUUCUUGAUUGAACUAAUCUAAUCACGUGGAUGAAUUCUUGAAUGCAUCGCCAUUGCAGAUGCUAACAUGUGGAUCGGUGCCAGCGAUGCUGCUGUAGAAGGAACCUGGCUGUGGGAUGACGGUGGUGAUGUUGCCACAGAGCUUUCCGUUUUCUGGACUGAUGGUGAACCAAAGACCAAAAUGGGCUACGAAGACUGUGCGCAGAUAGAAGUGAUCUACGGCGAUACAGGACUUUAUUAUAAUUAUGGCACUAUUGCUAAAGACUGUAAUGACCCCUACGGGUUCCUUUGUAUGGAGAAAGGUAUUCCAUUUCAAAAUCAUUUUACUUUGGAUAUUUGGUUGAAGCGACAACGUAAAGUAUAAAAGAAACAUAUCUCGCUGUUUACAUUUAAAGUAAAACCAUUUUUUCUGUCACGUGUAGAAACAAUUUUAUUAGACACUUAUUAAUAACGACGUAUAAACAAAAUGAACCAUAAUUUAUGUUAUCUGUCUUAUCAUAUGACCAUUAUUUAAACCUAGAAAAUAGGAUCCAUUACGAAGACAUCCCAUGUGAAUGAAACUCAUUAUGAAAACAUUAACUUGUUGCUAGCCUUAACAGACAUCAUGUGUGAAUUAAACGAUUCAAUAUCAUAAAAACACUAACUUGUUGCUAGUCUUAACAGACAUCAUGUGUGAAUUAAACGAUUCAAUAUCAUAAAAACACUAACUUGUUGCUAGUCUUAACAGACAUCAUGUGUGAAUUAAACGAUUCAACAUCAUAAAAACACAAACUUGUUGCUAUCAUAAAAACAAUAACUUGGUUUGCUAUAAUAAAAAGACAUCGCAAAAUUUACAAAUGUUAAUAUGUUUGAAAAAAUCAGAUCAAACUAUGAGAAUAAAGUAAAGAUAAAUUUAAUCACAUUCAAAUUCCUCCCCUUAUAAUUCAAAUGUCGGCUUUAAACGUUUUUAGCUAUUAAUAUUGUAUGGCUCUUAACAUUGAAUGGCUCUAUGGCUCCAAAUGUUAUUUGGCUCUAAUUAUUGAAUGGCAUUAAAUGUUGAAUUUCUAUAAAUGUUGUACUGCUCUAAAUGUUGUAUUGCUCUAAAAGUUGAAUGGCUAUAAAUGUGUAUGACCUAAAGGUUAUAUGACUCUAAAUGUUGUAUGGCCUAAAUGUUGUAUUGCUCUAAAUGUUGUUCGACUCUAAAUGUUGUAUGGCUCUAAAUGUUGUUGGGCUCUAAAUGUUGUAUGGAUCUAAAUGUUGUAUGGUUCUAAAACUUUGUAUGGCUCGAAAUGUUGUAUGGAUCUAAAUGUUGUAUGGAUCUGAAUGUCGUUUUGAUCUAAAUGUUGUACGGCUCUAAAUGUUGUACGGCUCUAAAUGUUGUAUGGCUCUAAAUGUUGUAUGGCUCUAAAUGUUGUAUGGCUCUCAAUAUUGUUUUGAUCAAAAUGUUGUACGACUCUAAAUGUUGUAUGGCUCUAAAUGGUGUACGGCUCUAAAUAUUGUAUGGCUCUAAAAGUUGUAUAGCUCUAAAUUUUGUAUGGCUCUAAAUGUUGUACGGCUCCAAAUGUUUUACGGCUCUAAAUGUUGUAUGGCUCUAAAUGUUGUAUGGCUCUAAAUGUGGCAUGGCUCUAAAUGUUGUAAGGCUCUAAAUGUUGUAUGGCUCUAAAUGUUGUAUGGCUCUAAAUGUUGUAUGGCUCUAAAUGUUGUAUGGCUCUAAAUGUUAUAUGGCUCCAAAUGUUUUUUUGAUCUAAAGGUGGUUUUCAUCUAAAUGUUGUAUUGCUCUGAAAGUUGUAUGGCUCUAAAUGUUGUACGGCUCUAAAUGUUGUUCGACUCUAAAUGUUGUAUGGCUCUAAAUGUUGUAUGGCUCUAAAUGUUGUAUGGCUCUAAAUGUUGAUUUGAACUAAUUGUUUUAUUGCUCUAAAUGUUGUAUGGCUCUAAAUGUUGUAUGGCUCUAAAUGUUGUUUUGAUCUAAAUGUUGUAUGGCUCUAAAUGUUGGAUGACUCUAAAUGUUGUAUGGCUCUAAAUGUUAUACGGCUCUAAAUGUUGUAUGGCUCUAAAUGUUGUAUGGCUCUAAAUGUUGUACUGCUCUAAAUGUUGUUUUGAUCUAAAUCUUGUAUGGCUCUAAAUGUUGGAUGACUCUAAAUGUUGUAUGGCUCUAAAUGUUGUAUGACUCUAAAUGUUGUAUGGCUUUAAAUGUUGUACGGCUCUAAAUGUUGUAUGGAUCUAAAUGUGUAUGGCUCUAAAUGUUGUAUUGCUCUAAAUGUUGUUUUGAUCUAAAUGUUAUACGGCUCUAAAUGUUGUAUUGCUCUAAAUGUUGUAUUGCUCUAAAUGUUGUUUUGAUCUUAAUGUAGUUUUCAUCUAAAUGUUGUAUGGCUCUAAAUAUUGUAUGGCUCUAAAUGUUGUAUGGCUCUAAAUGUUGAUUUGAAGUAAUUGUUUUUUUGCUCUAAAUGUUGUAUGGCUCUAAAUGUUGAUUUGAACUAAUUGUUUUAUUGCUCUAAAUGUUGUAUGGCUCUAAAUGUUGUUUUGAUCUAAAUGUUGUAUGGUUCUAAAUAUUGUAUGGCUCUAAAUGCUGUUUGGCUCUAAAUGUUGUAUUGCUCUAAAUGGUGUUUUGAUCUAAAUGUUGUACGGCUCUAAAUGUUGUAUGGCUCUAAAUGUUGUAUUGCUGUAAAUGUUGUAUUGCUCUAAAUGUUUUAUGGCUCUAAAUGUAUUUUUGAUCUAAAUUUUUUUUAAAAUUUAAAUGUUGUUUUGAUCUAAAUGUUGUACUGCUCUAAGUGUUUUAUGGCUCUAAAUGUUGUAUGGUUCCUAAACGUUUAUUACAAAAAUACUAAUUUGAUAUUUACUAACAAGACCUGUGUGAAAGUUAAGGAGAUUAUCUUGCGGUCAAGAUAGAUAAUAAGUAAGAUAACGUUUUAACAAGAUCACCACUGAAUGAAACCUAAAAUUUAUUUCAUCGAUUUUACAGAGGAGACGACAACUUCGGAACUGACCACAACUCCGGAACUGACCACAACUCUGGAACUGACCACAACUCCGGAACUGACCACAAGUGCAGAAUCGGUAGCGUCAACUUCCAUAUCCGAAUGUCCACAGAAAAAUGGGGCGAAGUUCACCAACUUCAAAGUUCUGUUGUUUUUACCUUUGAGUGCAUUCAGGUCUCUAGUGAUUCGUUGUUCUUACCUUUGAGUGCAUUCAGGUCUCUAGUGAUUCGAAUUUAACUGCGUGUCUUUUUUUUUUAUUUUUAUUUCUUCAAUGUUUGAUUCCAUACAGGAACCCAGUUUUUGCUUUGGCAUCAAUUUAAACAACAAGAUUUUAGGUCUAAUUAACUCGUCAUGUGUGCGUGCCUUCAUUUAAUCUAUGUGUGUGAACUCAAGUGUGCUGGUUUGUUUGCAUUUUAUUUAUUUUUAUUUUCUUCAUUUUUUAUUUCCUACAGGAAAUUAUUUUUUUUGCUUUGGAAGAUUUUAUUGAAAAAAACAAACCCACCCCAAAAAGUGUUCUUAUGUCUAAAUGGGGGAACAACAUAUGCUUUACAUAAGAACAACAUAUGCUUUACAUAAGAACAACAUAUGCUUUACAUAAGAACAACAUAUGCUUUAC